Molecule: messenger RNA, 685 nt
Organism: Ricinus communis (castor bean)
Lineage: Eukaryota; Viridiplantae; Streptophyta; Magnoliopsida; Malpighiales; Euphorbiaceae
Product: sm-like protein LSM5
Exons: 4
Coding region: 128-391 (87 amino acids)
Biological process (GO): mRNA splicing, via spliceosome
Cellular component (GO): Lsm1-7-Pat1 complex; U6 snRNP; U4/U6 x U5 tri-snRNP complex
Molecular function (GO): RNA binding
Source: RefSeq, a predicted model, not a curated record
AAUGUCUCCACGAUUUUAUUUUAUUUUUUGAAAAAACAACCGCAAUACACAAACAUCGCUUCAAAGAAUCAAGACCCUCACUUUAACUCUCUGCUAAUUGCUAAAGAAUCUUUGAUUGUCCAAAAUCAUGGCUAACAAUCCCUCCCAGCUUCUCCCUUCAGAGCUUAUAGAUCGCUGCAUUGGGUCAAAAAUCUGGGUAAUUAUGAAAGGAGAUAAGGAGCUUGUUGGCACUCUAAGAGGAUUUGACGUUUAUGUGAAUAUGGUGCUUGAAGAUGUCACUGAAUAUGAGAUCACUGCUGAAGGGCGGCGGAUAACAAAGCUUGAUCAGAUUCUACUGAAUGGGAACAACAUUGCCAUUCUGGUUCCUGGUGGUUCCCCUGAUCCAGAAUGAGCAUGCAACGGUCCUGGUGGUUCCCCUGAUGAGUAAUAUUUGUGCAAUACAGGGUUCAUUAUCGAAUUCUUUCCUCUUUUAGACUGGUGUAAUAGCACAAAAUUAAGUUGACAUUGAUGGAACGCUAAGUUUCUAGUACUGACUACUGACUGCCAGAUUGGAAAAUUAUGCGAUAGUUGGGGAAAAUGAAAAGGCUGAUAUGGAAAAAAUCUAUUUUGAGCUACAAAGUUUCACUUUUGGCAAACUGAAGAGCUUUCAUGAUUAUCAAAAUUCCAUCAUAUGUUUAUGAUUUUA